Tarenaya hassleriana is the source of this 1445-nucleotide messenger RNA. Its product is annotated as multiple organellar RNA editing factor 8, chloroplastic/mitochondrial. Gene Ontology annotation, biological process: cytidine to uridine editing; mitochondrial mRNA modification. The transcript is spliced from 4 exons. The record is from RefSeq and is a predicted model, not a curated record. Bases 68 to 1213 code for a protein of 381 amino acids. NCBI's taxonomy places the organism in Eukaryota, Viridiplantae, Streptophyta, Magnoliopsida, Brassicales, Cleomaceae. Gene Ontology annotation, cellular component: mitochondrion.
CCUUGCAUUCCCUUCCCAUCUGUCCCUCCAUAGGGUUUUUUUAUCUGCUAAACCUCGAGGCUUUUCCAUGGCGUCGCGGACGCUUUCCCGUUCCACCCUCUCACAGCGGGCGAAAUCCCUUUCCAUUCUCUUCGCGCGGUCCUUCUCUUCGUCACCUUCUCUUGCCAAAACUCCUGUGCCUUCUUUCGCUGCUUCAUCUCUGCUGAGCCGCUCGAGGCCUCUCGCCGCCGCGCUCUCGUCCGUGAUCCGCGGAGUCGGCGUUGCGUCGACGAGAGGUUUGUCGACGCGAGCCACGUCGUCUUCCCUGAACGAUCCAAACCCUAAUUGGUCGAAUCGGCCGCCGAAAGAGACAAUAUUACUCGAUGGUUGCGAUUUCGAGCACUGGCUUAUUGUCAUGGAGAAGCCUGAGGGUGAUCCCACUAGGGAUGAGAUCAUCGACUACUACAUCAAAACCCUAGCGCAGAUCGUUGGCAGCGAGGAAGAAGCAAGGAUGAAGAUAUACUCUGUCUCAACUAGAUGCUAUUAUGCUUUUGGAGCACUUGUUCCAGAAGAGCUUUCACUCAAGAUCAAAGAGUUGCCUAAGGUGCGAUGGGUUCUUCCCGAUUCAUACUUGGAUGUGAAGAACAAAGACUAUGGAGGGGAACCUUUCAUUGAUGGAAAGGCUGUUCCUUAUGAUCCCAAGUAUCAUGAGGAGUGGAUAAGGAACAAUGCCCGGGCAAAUGAGAGGAACAGGCGCAAUGACAGGCCUCGCAAUGCUGACAGAAGCAGAAAUUUCGAGAGAAGAAGGGAGAACGUGAGGGGAAACCAGGGACCAAACGCAGGCAGUGCUCCUCCACCUCCUCCCAACAUGGGCGGAUCUCCACCUCCGCCCAACAUGGGAGGCAUGCCUCCUAACAUGGGUGGUGGUCCAAACAUGGCUCCUCCCAAUAUGGGAGGCGGGAUGCAAGGGAACAUGGGGCAGCACAUGCCACCUCCGAACAUGAAUCAGAACUACAUGGGGGGUGGUGGGCCACCGAAUGCAGGAUGGUCUGGUAACGUACCUCCUGGUAACUUCCAGCCGAACAACGGGUACCCGGGUCAGGGGGGUAACAUACCUCCUGGUGGUAACUUCCAACAGAACAGCGGGUUCCCGGGUCAGGGCGGGAUGCAGAAUCCGCAGUACCAGAAUGCCUACCCACCCAACAGAGACGGUAGAAACCCGUACGAGGGUUAAGGAGUUGAACCCAUGUUGGUUUGUUAGAUGUAUAGGUACUAUGAAGUUGGAACACAAGUUGUCCUUUUGUCUACUGUGAUGUUUGUGUCAAUCUUGUCUCUUGAGAAUUGCCUCGCACGACUUUGGCAUAUGGUUUAGAACCGUGUCCCGGGCUGCUGUUUCCCUUUUUAGUUCUUGAAUUCUAGUACUGGCGAUCGAUCUAAUGUGAAAUGACCAGAGAUUUGAGCUUUGA